This is a messenger RNA of Parasteatoda tepidariorum (common house spider), 519 nucleotides long. RefSeq lists its product as uncharacterized. NCBI's taxonomy places the organism in Eukaryota, Metazoa, Arthropoda, Arachnida, Araneae, Theridiidae. The record is from RefSeq and is a predicted model, not a curated record. Gene Ontology annotation, molecular function: serine-type endopeptidase inhibitor activity.
AUGAGCUCUCCAAAAAGAGGUUGCAGUGAUAAUUUAAAUAAAUUAGCUAUAGCCAAUAAUUAUCUAGGGCUCAAGCUUUACCAUAAUCUAGUCAAAGGAAGCUCUGGAAAUGUGUUUUUCUCUCCUCUUAGCAUAUCUACCGCUUUCGGUAUACUUUACGCUGGAGCCAAAGGAAACACGGCAAAGCAACUCAGAUCUGUGUUAGGAUACGAUUCAGCUCAUCUAAAAAGCAGCGAGGUUCCUUUAGCCUUCAACCGAUUCCUCAACAUAGUUAUACCCGAAAACCAAUCACCCAAUCCAGAAUACAUCUUGAGUCUUGCGAAUGAAUUGCUGUUAGCAGAAAACUUCAAUGUAAAUCCCAACUACAAAGAACAAGUACAAAAUCUUUUCCGCGCAUACAUCGAAGAAGUUGAUUUUGAGAAUAAUUCUGCUCAAAUUGUGGAACAAAUAAAUAAUUUCGUAGAGGAGGAGACCCAUGGAAAAAUCAAACAGCUCAUAAGUGGUUUGAGUAAAUCCACG